AUUAGAGUCCACUCCAUUCUUCAAAAAUGGUUGCUCCCUCGGCUUUCCUGAGCUUGCUGAUCGCCAGCAAAACGUCGCUUGCGCUGGCCCAGAAAACGUGGCCCUCAUCUUUGGAAUUCCUGGCAAAGGGAAGUGAUGAGGAAUACAAAGACUUCGUGACACCCCUCGCGCAGAUGACCAAGCUGACCUACACAGCGACCUGGGGUUCAUACUACCGCGAGAAGGACGAAAACGAGACUAUCGCAGGUUGGCUGCGAGGCAAGCUGCAGUCAAACCCUUUAGUGGGGAUGAGAGCGCUCACCUUUUUUGAGUGGAAUACGAACCGUGGCGUGAUGGCCUUCCGUGGUACUGAUCUCAACUCUUCCAACCCAAGUGGUCAAGUAGACGCUUGCGCCAAUGCCUUCUUGAGCUUAUGUGAAAGUCACAGCGGUCAACUGCCCGCUGAGUGCCAGAAUUUCACCGUCCACCAGCUGGACUACCUCUCGCGAGCAUUGGAGUUUGCGCAAACGGCUGCUGAAGCCCAUCCGAACACCCAGUGGCUCUACACGGGGCACUCCCUGGGCGCCCUGUUGGCGGAGCUGGUGGCGGCGCAGCGCUCGGGCGCUCCAGCCCUGACCUUCAGCGCUCCGCCGUUGACGCCACUGCUGAAGCGCCUCAAACAGCCGGAGCUAAGGCACUGGGGCACCGUGACGCUCUAUGAUCAAUACGACCCCUUGCGGUUUCAAGCGGUGGGCCAACUGUGGAGUGCGAACUGCACCUGGGCUCGCGCAGAAGCUCCGGAAGGCUGCAAGGCUUGUGAGGCUGCACCCAUCGAUAUGCAUUCAGAGGCUUGUCAGAAGUGCUUCUUUGCCGCUCACACAUUCAAAACCUAUCUGAAGAACGUGUAUUCUCAAAGACGUCCAGAUUGCCCUGACUCCACUAAUACCGUCAUCGUUUGAGCUGGAGCUGCUCAGUCAGCGUCAUCUUUUGCUUACAACAUGAGGCCAGCAAAAAUACAAA
Cladocopium goreaui is the source of this 999-nucleotide messenger RNA. Lineage: Eukaryota; Dinophyceae; Suessiales; Symbiodiniaceae. The record is from the annotation of a GenBank genome assembly.